Messenger RNA from Sesamum indicum (sesame), 1657 nucleotides. RefSeq names its product polygalacturonase. Lineage: Eukaryota; Viridiplantae; Streptophyta; Magnoliopsida; Lamiales; Pedaliaceae. The record is from RefSeq and is a predicted model, not a curated record. Gene Ontology annotation, molecular function: polygalacturonase activity. Gene Ontology annotation, biological process: carbohydrate metabolic process.
CCCCACUUCACAAACAAUCUCAAAAUGCAUAUGCCUAUCCAUCCUAAUUUUAUGGCACUACUUUUCUUCUUUUUCUUCUGCCAAUCAUUGGCCUUCGCCACCACUUACAAUAUUUUGGACUUUGGAGCAAAGCCUCAUGCUAAUUCCGACUCCACCAAUUCCUUGUCCAAAGCAUGGUCCUUAGCUUGUGCAUCCACAAAACCUUCCACUGUCUACAUACCACAAGGUCGAUUCCUGCUCAAAAACCUUCAUUUCAAGGGCCCAUGCAGGAACAAGGCCAUUACCUUCCGCAUUGAUGGCACCCUCGUCGCCCCCUCUGACUACAACGCCAUCGGGAACGUCGGUAAUUGGCUACUAUUCGAGGGCGCAGACGGCGUUACUAUACGUGGCGGUACCCUCGACGGCCAGGGUGCUCCCCUGUGGGCUUGCAAGAAAUCUGGCAGAAACUGCCCUACUGGCGCGACAACAUUGGGGUUUUCUAAUUCCAAAAAUGUGGCGGUAAGUGGAUUGAGGUCCCUAAAUAGCCAAAUGUUCCACAUAGUGAUCAACGGUUGCGAAAAUGUGAAGUUGCAAGGAGUGAAGGUAUUGGCCUCUGGAAAUAGUCCAAAUACUGAUGGAAUUCAUGUCCAGUUAUCGACAGGGAUCACUAUUUUGAACUCUAAAAUUAGCACUGGUGACGAUUGCAUCUCAAUAGGGCCGGGCGCCACCAACUUGUGGAUUGAAAAUGUUGGCUGUGGCCCCGGCCAUGGCAUUAGUAUUGGAAGUCUAGGGAAGGAUUAUGAAGAGGCAGGGGUACGAAAUGUGACUGUGAAAACUACAACAUUCAAGAAUACGCAAAAUGGUUUGAGGAUAAAGACAUGGGCAAGACCAAGCAAAGGGUUUGUGAAGGGUGUUUUCUUCCAGCAUGCUGUUAUGACCAAUGUACAAAAUCCCAUUGUUAUUGACCAGAAUUACUGCCCAGACCACAAAAACUGUCCUGGACAGGUAUCGGGUGUGAAAAUCAGUGAUGUUACUUAUCAAGACAUUCAAGGAACGUCAGCAACGCAAGUAGCUGUGAAAUUCGACUGUAGCAAGAGGAGUCCAUGCCAAGGCAUUAGGUUAGAAGAUGUAAAGCUGAGCUACAAAAAUCGAGCGGCUGAAGCAUCAUGCUCAAAUGCAGCUGGGACGACGGCCGGUAUCAUCGAACCAUCGAGCUGCUUGUACUGAUGAGGAAGGAAGGACACAUGCAUGAGUGCAGUAUUCAGUAUUAAUUAACUAGGUUUUGCUUGAGCCUGUGGCUGUGCCAUCAUCGUGUUAGCCUGGCCUUGCACAUAAUUAAUUAAUACUAUAUACGUACCUACAAAUCGUUUUAGCUUGAGAUCAUUAAUUUAAUUAAGUAUCAAGGGCUAAAGUUGUAUGAAAAUGAAAUGUAAAGGACUAUUAAUGAUCUCUGCUCCCCAAUUAUAAAUAUUUAAUUGGUUAAAUUGAGAUCCCAUGAUUAUAGGUUUUAUUCCAUCAACAUGUGGGAUGUUUAUUCUACUUUAACAAUAGGUGUUGUUCUAUUUUAUUAAUAGUUGAUAAUUGGUGUGUGAAACCCAUGAUCUUAGAGGUCAUGGUUUCGAAUUCAACUUAUGUGUGGGAGUCUAUUGAAUAGUAGGUGUUAUUUUUACUGUAAUAC